Scylla paramamosain (green mud crab) is the source of this 3001-nucleotide messenger RNA. Its product is annotated as zinc finger protein GFI1 homolog pag-3-like. The coding region runs from base 110 to 487 and encodes 125 amino acids. The transcript is spliced from 7 exons. Gene Ontology annotation, molecular function: DNA-binding transcription factor activity, RNA polymerase II-specific. NCBI's taxonomy places the organism in Eukaryota, Metazoa, Arthropoda, Malacostraca, Decapoda, Portunidae. The record is from RefSeq and is a predicted model, not a curated record. Gene Ontology annotation, cellular component: nucleus. Gene Ontology annotation, biological process: regulation of transcription by RNA polymerase II.
CCAACACGCUUCCACAUCAGGAGAGGCCAGAGUCCAGGCAGGAUGCCCUGCUCAGAACCAGCCAGGCUACCUCUGUGCAGCUUCCUCAAAGGGUGCUGCAAGACUGGCCAUGGCAUGUGCUGCUGGAAGUAGUGCUGUAGUAGAAGCUGUGAAGCUGGGCUGCAGUGUGAGUGACUGGCAGCAGCAGCAGCAGUCUGCCUGGGUGUGGGGAGGUGCAGGUGUGAUGACCAAGGAUCACCAGGAGGCAGGCAGCUCUAGCUACAAAGCAGAGAGGAAGUUUGAGUGCCAGCAGUGUGAAAAAACCAUGGAGUCUAGAACUGGUCUGAAGCACCACGUCCUGACACACGGUAGUGUUGGAAAUUAUGAGUGUCCAGGAUGUGGAAAGAAAUUUAUCAACAAGUCUAACUUAACCAGACACACCUUGACACACAGUGGUGUUAAAAAUUAUGAGUGUCUGAAAUAUGGAAGGAAAUUUACUCAAGUCUAACCUCACCAAACACAUCCUAACACACAAUGGUAUUAAAAAUUAUGAAUGUCUAGAAUGCAGAGAAUUUUCCCAAAAGCCUCAUCUCACCAGACACAAAGUGUCUGGUGAGAAACUAUGAAUGUCUAGUGUGGGAAAAAUUUACCCAAAAGACUGACCUCACCAAACAUAGAGACACACUAUAGUGUUAAAAGUUACAAAUGUCAAGAACAUGGAGAGAAAUUUACGUGUAAGUCUUGCCUCACCACACACAACAUGACAUCCAGUGGUGUUAAAAACUAUGAAUGUCUGCAGUGUGGAAUGAAAUUUCCCUGAAAGUCUAACCUGACCAGACACACCGUGACACACAGUGGUGUAAGAAAGUAUGAGUGUGAAGAGUGUGGCAAAAGAUUCACUACUGGUUCUUGGCUCAAUGAACACACCUUCAGACACACUGGCUUGAGCGAGUUCCAAGUGUGAUGUCUGUAGGCAAGUGUUUUAAGACAAAGUCUGAGAUUACCAAGCACAUGAAAGUCCACUUUUGAGGUAGUGUGGACAAGUGGACUUGUGGACAAGUGUGGUUACACCCAUGCCUGUGGGAGUGUCAUCUGUGGCAAUGUGUGGUGGUGGUGGUGGGGAGUGUGUUGUGCCUGUGGGGGACAGCUAACUUGGCACACGACCAACUCAUCACUUGGAAAGUGUUGCCACAUGACUGUUCUUUGAUUCUGAUGGCAAUUCUGGAAUUGAUUGUGAUGUCAAUGAAAAUUAAAAUGUGAAAAAAAAUCCUUAAAAUUUGCAAACAAGUUUUGAUGCAUGCAAGAUAUAGAGUGUUUAAUGGUGCCUGAUUACUGGGAAGAAAAGAAUGAAGGCUGCCAGCAAGCCCAGCAUUGUCUUUGUCACACUGAGGUGGUUGGGACGGUGGUGGCAGAUACACUGUGGCAAGACACCUCGGAAUGUGGUGAGCCCCUGAAGGCUGCUGCAUCACUUCAUCCUGCACAAGACAAGUGUACACUCCCUUCCUGCUACAGGGACCUGCUCAGCACACCACCACCACCGCCACCAGUGCGCACCACCAGCACAGUCUGGAGGAUAGGAGGAAAUGUUGCUCCAGAUUCCAAGCUUGAAAAUCCAAGGCAAAUAGACUUGUAGAUGUCUGGUGUUGCAUUGUUAGAAUCUGGAAGUGUGGAUCCUCACUCCUUGAUCAAGCAGCAGCAGUGGCAGCAGUCAUUGCUGCCCAGAGGAGAGGAUGCAUCUGAGAGUGCUCAUUGGCUGCCGGAGGCGAUAUGUCACUGAUUCAAUGUAACACGCAAGGCAGCCAAUCACAGGAAGGCUUUGUGUUAUCACCAAGAAUGCCAUGAGACAUUGUUUAUAAACUGUUAUGUGCCCACAGCCACCAAUCAUCAUAGUAUUCCAGGGAGUAAAAAAUAAUGGCUAAUGAUUUCCAUAAAAACAAGAACCAUAUUGAUUCAAAACAGGCCAAAAAAUACGAGAAAUAAACAGUUUCAUCCACAUUAGAAAACUGGUGGGAGUAAAAAUUAGCCCACUAGCAUAUUUGCUUAUUAUUUUAUCUUGACCAAACUGUAAAUUGCAUAUGGAAUUUAGUUAACUAAUGUUUUAGACAUUGCUUUAAGUAAUAUGACCAAAUUCCCUAAAUGACUUUGUUGCAUAAUGGGAGAAAAAUUUUUUCUGCUCACCCUUUGGGAUCCAAACUUCUAGAAAAAAGAAAAUCAUUUUAAACAUGUUCUUCACUGUUGAGGUUAAAUAUAUGUUCUACAUUGUUGAGGAAGAGUUAGGUUAGGGUAGGUUGUUAGGUUGGUUAGCUAGGUCGGACUGAUGGUAGCAAUGCUUAAAACCCCUCCAAAGUUUGCUGUUGUGUACAUGUUGUAAUUUAAUGUUGCUGUGUAAAAUUUAUCCAGAUAGUUGAUAACCAUAACUAAGAAACUGCUAAGCACUGGAUUAUAGAUAGCAGUGUGUACAGUAAGUACCUGUGGCAGUCAGGUCUGAGAUGGUGACCACUGCAGUAAUUAAAAUCUUCAAGAUGAGCACUUACGCAUUCAAGUAUUACAACAGGUGGACUUAGUUCCAUGCAGGUGAAGAACCUCCAGAGGACACCACCUACACUGUUGUCCUGCGGACGCUGUCACUAACAGCUGUUUGCAGAACUGCCAGUCCCUGACAAGAGAGUCUGGCUCUCUGUGAGGACCACAGCCAUCCACCCACCAGCAGUAGUGUUAGAGUCAUCCAGCCCUCAUCUGCUGGUGUUGCUGGGGCCUCUGGAUUCAUUGUUGCUGUGGGUGCAUCAUGUGAAGUUUUAGCAGUGGACAUCAGUUUUUGAAGUCAUCCAUCUUACAGAUGACAUCACCCAGUGGUGAAUAACUGUUGCCACUCAUUCAUGUUAACAUGUAUUCAAUUUUGUUCUUCAGUGCAUACCUAUGAACAUUGUAUGUACAUUUAGCAUAUGAGCCAUACUUUUGAAUGGUCUGUAUUACAGUUGAUUAAUAUGGUAAUUAAAUGCCUUAUUUGUGCAGUACAUUAUUA